AUGACCUGUCAACUACCGGUUGUCUUCGAAACUUUUCUCCUGGGCAUCGAUUUUAUUCACGAUACUGCACGAUAUCCCAACAAACACAAGAAGAAGAAAAACGAGAGGAAGAGAGUUCCUUCAAGUCUCAUAAAAACUUUCCACGAAAAUAUGCUGAAACUAGAAAACGAAAAUGUCCUUCUCCACCAGGAAAUCAAAGUUUUGAAACUGAAAUUAUCAAGAGUCCAAAAUAAUCGAGAUCAAUUAGAAACUGAAUUAUCGAUUAUCAGAGCGGAGAACGACGAAUUGAAGACAAUUGUUUACACCUUGGAGAAACGGUUAACUCAAGAAACUCCAAUUCUCUCUCCACAAAUCGAUACUCCUGUUUCCGAAAAUUCAUUUGAAAAUGGGUCAAACAAAUCUUAUGGAAAGAAGGAGCAAGAACCAGAAUUCUUCUCUGAAACUGGACCAGAUUUUGAUUCGAAAUGGUACAAAAACAUCUGCAUUGCCAAAUCCCAUCCUAAUUAUAUUGUUUUGAGAAACUGCAGUCAAGUUGAGCAUCAAUCCCUGGAUGACUUUAUUUUCUUCCGAACUGUCGAUGGUAAGGAAACGGUAUCUGGCUGUCCAUUCCCAGAAGGCGUCAUUAUUCCUCCGCAAUCUGAAUUUACGAUCUAUUCCGAUCAUCCCGGAGCAAGAAAUGUCUAUGGAAAAAGUUGCAUUCUUCACAGAUACAACACUUUCGGAUCGGGAAAAGUCACUGAAAAUAUAAUUUUGGAUGAGACUGGAAAAGAAACUGCCAAUUAUAUACUUUGUGUGUUUCAAGAAUAA
Messenger RNA from Caenorhabditis briggsae, 807 nucleotides. Lineage: Eukaryota; Metazoa; Nematoda; Chromadorea; Rhabditida; Rhabditidae. The transcript is spliced from 4 exons. The record is from RefSeq and is a predicted model, not a curated record. The coding region runs from base 1 to 807 and encodes 268 amino acids.